GGGAAGAUGUUCACAAAGAAGCCGGACCCUCAUGAGGAAGCCAUGUAUAUCCUGAAAGACCAGAUGGCCAACCCACCACCACAGAAGUCUUUCUCUCCGGCGGCGCCUCGGAAACCAAAGGAGGAGGGUGGAUCCAAAGUCACCAAGGCAACAAAAUCCCGCCCACCUGCCCUAGCCGACUCCCACAGCAGCCCCCUCCCUUCACCAGUGGCCAGAGAGUUGCCUGUAGAGGAAGAGACCAGCCAGACCCAGCUACACCACAGGAGCAGUGAAGACCACUACACUUACACUAACACACCCUGGAAGAUUUACCUGAGGAAAGAGGUGUUCUACCCUAAAGACAACUUCAACACUCCUCUGUUGCUGGAGCUGCUGUUCAGACAGAUAGUCCAUGACACCUUCUCAGAGGCCUGCAUCCGCAUCACUCAGGAGGAGAGGACCAAGAUGAAGGCUCUGAAACCCACCAACCAUUAG
Messenger RNA from Oncorhynchus nerka (sockeye salmon), 474 nucleotides. RefSeq names its product unconventional myosin-XV-like. The record is from RefSeq and is a predicted model, not a curated record. Lineage: Eukaryota; Metazoa; Chordata; Actinopteri; Salmoniformes; Salmonidae. The coding region runs from base 7 to 474 and encodes 155 amino acids. The transcript is spliced from 4 exons.